GGCCAAGUCAGCACAGGACAUGCUCCGUGCUGCUCAACUGGCUCAAGGGUCAGGCCCUUCUGCAGGUGGCCAUGCCAUGUGCCCGGCCUCGCAGUUUCAUAUGCGCCAAAUGGGCUUUGUUCCUCCAGCUUGCCAGCAGGGUGCAUGGGGUGCGUGAGGGUCUCAUCUGGGCGGAGAAUGACACAGAGAUCCUGCAGCCCUUGCAGAAGAAGGGUUUGGAGGAUGUCUUUCGAAUGAUGGAGGACAAGUACAGCUUCAAAGUGGGUCUCCAGCGAGCCUUGGAGGAGGCCCGAGAGAAGAAAGAAGGACUGUGCCCACGGAAAGGGAAAUGGAAGCAGAUGGUUCCAUGUGGGUCUCUUCCAGGGCAUCACAGGGUCACACCUGGUUGCUGGGCGAAGCCGACCGUUCCAAGCAAAAGAACUAAGGGCUGCGCACCAUUCAGGACGGAGCUGGCAGCGCUGAAGUGCAAUUGCCGGCCCUACCUGGGCAUACUGGCACGCGAGUGCGUGAACCACACGGAGAUCUAUGGCGAUUUCGAGGACAAGCUGGAGUAUCGCACCGCUCGGCAGCUCUAUGCCGGGAAAUGUGAGUUCAGCAAGCAAUUCCAUGAAGCAGCGUUGGCGCUGGUGCUGGUGAUCAUCGCUAGCACCGCUCUUUGGUGUGUGCUGAGUGGCCGAGCAGCUAACGAGCUGGAUGAACCCGAAGAGGAGGGGCAAGCUCAGCAGCUCGAUGCUGAAGAGGGCCAGCAACGCGAAGAAGAUGAGAUGCGCCAGCGAGAUGAGAAGCGACGAGGGGAUUUGUUCAGCGACUUGGUGAGGGACAGCAAGAACCUCCAUGCGCUGGCGAUGAAGAUCAGCGCGUUGCCACCACCUCCGAACUCGGAAGCCUUCACGCCCAUCAAGAGCAACAUCUAUCGAUAUUGGGCGUUGGGCGGAAAGAAGCGAAGCUGGUUACACUACCUGGGCCUCAGGUUUGUGCUGGUCAUUCAGCUCCUGGCGCCACUGGCGAUCCUGCGACAAGGCUUCUACCGCUACAAUUGGUCCAGCACUGAGAUACACUUCGUGAACUACGUUUAUGGAGACUUAACCUAUGGAGGUUCUCACGUUUUGGGACGUGUCUUGGAAUUUGCCUUCACCUAUUGCAUCGGCCUCCACUGCCUCUCCAUCAUCAAGAAGGCUUCGACCGAGAAUUCGAUGCUGUCCUCUCUGUUCGAUGAGUUGAGGCGGCAGAAGGACGCGCGUGAUGCCGGAACUGGAAGCCGCGAGAGCUAUGUGAGCCGCUGGUCCCAGACAUGCCUCUUCCUGGAUUGCGCAAUGAUCUGCUAUGUGAUUCUGGUGGGAUUGGUGGAUAUGGUCCUGGUGUUCACCAUGUCUGAAGGUCCCAAGGACAUUUGCUUUGACUCGUUGGGACUUCUCUUCAUCUUCCAUCUCCAUGAGGUGGAUGGUGGGCUCUCUUUCGUGUCUGUCAAGGACUUCAAUCAGGACCGCAUCGGAGAGCUGUGCCACCGCCUCGCGGAGUCCACGGAGCGGGACGUGGCGGAGGGAUCCUUCUCCUCGUCCGAGCGGCGGACGGUGGCCGAGACGAAGCGGCUCAAGUUCUUGGCGCAGCAGCGGAUCAAACAGCGCUCGGCGCUCUUCUUUGUGACAGAGAUGGCUAUCUACAUCAUUUUGUUCUUGGUUCCUGUGUUCCAGCUCUUCGUCCAAGAUGGGCUGCAAGGGCGCAGCACUGGCACUGAUCAAGGCACCCUAGGGGCUCACAUCGUACAGGAUGAGGCCUUGAUCUACAACGCCCUCAAGAAGCUUCCGCAGUCGUGAAUUUUCGCGGCACCUGCGCCAUCAAAAAGAGCGGAGCCGGGCUUCUGCACGAGCCGAAAACCUGCACCCGGAGGGCUUCUGCAGAUCGAUGGAGGGAGAAUGUGACAUUAGCUGAGGUGGUACUCUUCCUCCAACAAACAUGAACGUGGAGUUCACCUCCUAAUUCGUUUUGU
This is a messenger RNA of Durusdinium trenchii, 1987 nucleotides long. The record is from the annotation of a GenBank genome assembly. Lineage: Eukaryota; Dinophyceae; Suessiales; Symbiodiniaceae.